AUGAGGCGGGGAAACGGAGCACCGAAUCGCGGUGGGGGGAAACAGAGAACGUCCGAGGCCAUGGCGGGCGUGUUCGACAUAGACCUGGACCAGCCCGAGGACGCCAUUUCGGAUGAUGAGUUGGAGGACGGGGUGGUGCUUUUAAAGGUCAUCACUUCAGUUACCCAGCAGGGCACCAUAAGUGAAUUUAUGGACCAUGGAAACAUAUCCUACGAACUUGGUAUGGAACAUUGUGAGAAGUUUGAGAUCUCAGAAACCAGUGUGAACAGAGGGCCAGAAAAGAUCAGACCAGAAUGUUUUGAGCUACUCCGAGUACUUGGAAAAGGUGGCUAUGGCAAGGUUUUUCAAGUAAGAAAAGUAGCUGGAGCUCAUACUGGAAAAAUAUUUGCCAUGAAAGUUCUAAAAAAGGCUAUGAUUGUAAGAAAUGCAAAAGACACGGCACACACAAAAGCUGAGCGGAAUAUCUUAGAAGAAGUAAAACAUCCUUUCAUUGUGGACUUGAUCUAUGCCUUUCAAACUGGUGGAAAACUCUACCUCAUUCUGGAGUAUCUUAGCGGUGGGGAGCUCUUCAUGCAGCUGGAAAGGGAAGGAAUAUUUAUGGAAGAUACAGCUUGCUUUUACUUGGCUGAGAUCUCAAUGGCUUUGGGACAUUUGCAUCAAAAAGGAAUAAUAUAUCGUGAUCUGAAACCAGAGAACAUCAUGCUAAAUCAUCAAGGGCAUGUGAAAUUAACAGACUUUGGCCUUUGUAAGGAAUCCAUUCAUGAUGGCACAGUCACUCAUACUUUUUGUGGGACAAUUGAGUACAUGGCUCCUGAAAUUUUAAUGAGAAGUGGACAUAAUCGAGCAGUUGAUUGGUGGAGUUUGGGAGCCCUCAUGUAUGACAUGCUAACUGGAGCACCACCUUUUACUGGUGAAAACAGAAAAAAGACCAUUGACAAAAUCCUAAAGUGUAAACUAAACUUACCCCCCUACCUCACACAAGAAGCCAGGGAUUUACUUAAAAAGCUGCUAAAAAGAAAUGCUGCCUCUCGUCUUGGAGCAGGAGCUGCAGAUGCUGGGGAUGUACAGGCUCACCCAUUUUUUAGGCACAUCAGCUGGGAAGAUCUUUUAGCCCGUAAAGUGGAGCCUCCCUUUAAACCGCUUUUGCAAUCUGAAGAAGAUGUAAGCCAGUUUGAUUCAAAGUUUACACGUCAGACUCCUGUAGACAGUCCAGAUGAUGCCACUCUCAGUGAAAGUGCCAAUCAAGUAUUUGUGGGUUUUACUUAUGUGGCUCCCUCUGUGCUGGAAAGUGUGAAAGAGAAGUUUUCCUUUGAACCAAAAAUUCGGUCUCCUCGUAGAUUUAUUGGAAGUCCUCGAACACCUGUCAGCCCUGUGAAAUUCUGUCCUGGUGACUUCUGGGGAAGAGGAACAGCUGCUGGAGCAACAAAUACACAACCACCAGCUGAUUUCCGAAUGGAAACAAGUGGCGUAGAACAAAUGGAUGUGACUGUAAGCGGAGAGGCUUCUGCCCCACUACCAAUAAGACAAUCCAAUGCUGCGCCAUACAAAAAACAAGCCUAUCCCUUGAUCCCUAAGCGACCAGAACAUCUACGCAUGAAUCUAUGA
Staurois parvus is the source of this 1605-nucleotide messenger RNA. The record is from the annotation of a GenBank genome assembly. NCBI's taxonomy places the organism in Eukaryota, Metazoa, Chordata, Amphibia, Anura, Ranidae.